Molecule: messenger RNA, 630 nt
Organism: Hordeum vulgare subsp. vulgare (domesticated barley)
Lineage: Eukaryota; Viridiplantae; Streptophyta; Magnoliopsida; Poales; Poaceae
Product: 26.2 kDa heat shock protein, mitochondrial-like
Exons: 2
Coding region: 49-630 (193 amino acids)
Source: RefSeq, a predicted model, not a curated record
UCACAGCAGAGAGAGAGAAAGAAGAGGGAGAGAGAAGAGAGAGAGACCAUGGCUUCCGCCGUCGCUUGCAAGGGUGCCACGCCGGCCAGCUUCCUCAAGUCCGGCGCUCCCGUGGCCUUCUGCCUCCCCAACACCACCGCCGUCACCGCCGACCACCGCCUGUACAACACCCUGGUCAAGGAGGCCAUCCGCUACGACGACGACGACGACUACAGCGGCCGCCACCUCGUCCUCCCCAGCUUCUUCUCGCAGGACGUGCUCGACCCGCUCGGCGCGCCUCAGACCGGCCUGUCCUCCACUGCUGGGGCGUCGCGGCUCGGACGCUGGGUGACCAAGGAGGACGACGGCGCGGUGUACCUCAAGGUGCCGAUGCCGGGGCUGACCAAGGACCACGUCCAGGUGUGCGCGGACAAGAACAUCCUGGUGAUCAAGGGCGAGGGCCAGAAGCAGCCCUGGGACGGCGACGACGACUCCGCGGUGCCGAGGUACAACCGCCGCAUCGAGUUGCCCGCCGACGCCUACAAGAUGGACAAGAUCAAGGCCGAGAUGAAGAACGGCGUGCUCUGGGUCACCCUGCUCAAGCUGAAGGAGGAGGAGCGCAAGGACGUCUUCCACGUCAAGGUCGAGUAA